Messenger RNA from Oryctolagus cuniculus (rabbit), 5171 nucleotides. RefSeq names its product EH domain binding protein 1 like 1 (gene EHBP1L1). NCBI's taxonomy places the organism in Eukaryota, Metazoa, Chordata, Mammalia, Lagomorpha, Leporidae. Gene Ontology annotation, molecular function: protein binding. The record is from RefSeq and is a predicted model, not a curated record.
CGGCCCCGCCCGCCCUCCGACGGGGGUGCGGCUCCAGGAAGCCGUGCUCGCUGCCCCGAGCGCGGCCCACCCGGCGCGCCCCGCACGGCCCCGCCGACGCUGCCGGACCACCCGGCAGGCCCCAGCGGCCGCGGCUGGGAGCGCCGUCCGGGCUUCGAGCCUCGCACACCACGGCACGGACGGGGCGGGCAGUGCGCGAAGGAGCCCCGGAGGCCAUGGGGACACGGGCCGGGCCAACGGUCGCGGGCCAGCUGUCGCCCCGGACCUGAGAGGUGCGCGGCGGGGCGGCGGGGACCAUGACCUCGGUCUGGAAGCGCCUGCAGCGCGUGGGCAAGCGGGCUGCCAAGUUCCAGUUUGUGGCCUGUUACCACGAGCUGGUGUUGGAGUGCACCAAGAAGUGGCAGCCAGACAAGCUGGUGGUGGUGUGGACCCGGCGGAACCGACGCAUCUGCUCCAAGGCCCACAGCUGGCAGCCGGGCAUCCAGAACCCCUACCGAGGCACCGUGGUGUGGGUGGUGCCCGAGAACGUGGACGUCUCCGUGACCCUCUACAGGGACCCCCACGUGGACCAGUAUGAGGCCAAAGAGUGGACGUUUGUUGUUGAGAAUGAGUCCAAGGGGCAGCGGAAGGUGCUGGCCACAGCCGAGGUGGACCUGGCCCGCCACGCAGGGCCUGUGCCCGUCCAGGUUCCCCUGCGGCUGCGGCUGAAGCCCAAGUCGGUGAAGGUGGUGCAGGCCGAGCUGAGCCUCACCCUCUCAGGGGUCCUGCUGCGGGAGGGCCGCGCCACGGAUGAUGACAUGCAGAGUCUCGCCAGCCUCAUGAGCGUGAAACCUUGUGACGUGGGCAACCUGGACGACUUCGCUGAGAGCGACGGGGACGAGGCCAGCGGCCCGGCGGCCCCCGAGGCCCGGGCUCGAGGCCUCCAGCCAGGCCGGGCCGGUGCCCCGAGGCCAGGGCGCUUCCCAGGGCCCUCCAGGGAGCUCAAGGCCCUUUCUGAGGAGGAAGAGGAGGGCCGAGUGAGGCUGCCGGAGGCAGCUGCCAGCCCUCCCAGUGCUGAGGAGUCCAGCCCAGUCCCUGUGAGUGUCCCUGUGCCCCCGGCCAGGGCCUCCCGGGGCCAGGGGCCAGAACCUGCUGCUGGACCAGGGGGCCCCGUGGGGUGUGAGGCCCCCAGGCCCCCAGAAACCCCCCCAGAGAUGAGGUCCUCGAGGCAGCCAGGCCAGGGCCCGGCCCCCACCCCAGCCCCUCGGCUCCGGAAGGGCUCCGACACCCCCCGCCCCUCAGUCACUCCAGGGCCGGACGCAGGAGCUCCCCCCGCGGGAACGGGCUCUUCCCAGGAGACCCAGGCCCCGGCAAGCCCUGAGGCAGGGGCAGAGGCCCAGGGGGGCAGCCUGGGACAUCCUCCAGUCGUUGAGGACGGAGGCUCCGGGGACUGCCGGGGAGGACAGAGCCCCGAGGUUGCAGAAGGGGACGCUGGGGACAGGCCAGAGGUCAGUGGGGUGGGCACCGAUCGUGGGUCGGAAGUCGCAGAAGCAGACACUAGGUCAGGGGUCAGCACUGCGGAGGCUGAAGACAGUUCAGAGGUUAGUCAGGGGGAUGCUGAGCGGAGGCCGAAGGAGAGACGUGGGGGCGCUAAGGGGCCAGGGGCUACAGGGGCAACGCCCGAGGCUCCUCCAAGGGUCUCUCAGGGGAGGAUGGGGGUCAGGACCGGGGAGGAGGCGUCCCCAGCAGAGCCUCGGGGGCACUCGGGGCAUCUGAAUGACCUCAGCUGGGCCGGGGACACUGCAGGUCAGGAGAGCACAGGCACAGAGGGGAGGGGUGCAGCCCCCGGUGUUGGGAGCUCAGGCCCGGAGCAGGGCCCCCCCGCUGGAGCUGCGAGCACCGGGCCCCAGGUGAGCAGGUGCCCGAGGGCCCCGUCGCCAACUGACCAGGGGGUCUGGGACACAGAUGUUGGGGAGCCAAGGGCCCUAGGAGCAGAGACCGGGGUGGCAGAGUGGGAGGGACAGGGGAUCCGGGAGACGGAAGUGGGGGGGUCAGCGUUCCCAAGGGCAGAGGCUAGGAGAGCAGAAGUUGAGGUCUCGGAGGCACAGGACGCAGACCUGCGGGCUCCAGGGGCAGAAGUCGGGGUACUAGGGGCCGAGGUGUUGGGGAGCCAGGAGACAGAGGCUGGGACUUCAGGAGUAGUGGGGACGGAGACUCCAAUGGCAGAGGCUGAGACGCUGGUGACCCAGGAGAUAUCUGGGGGUUCAAGGGCACUGGGGGCAGAGGCUAAGAUGAUGUUGGGGGCCCAGGAGGCAGAGGUAGGGGCCCCCAGGACACCAGAGACAGAGGCUGGGGGUGCAGAGGCUGAGACAUUGGCAACCCAGGAGAUAUCUGGGGGUUCAAGGGCACUGGGGGCAGAGGCUGAGAUGAUGGUGGCCCAGGAGGCAGAGGUGGGGGCCCCCAGGACACCAGAGACAGAGGCUGGGGGUGCAGAGGCUGAGACAUUGGCGACCCAGGAGAUAUCUGGGGGUUCAAGGGCACUGGGGGCAGAGGCUGAGAUGAUGGUGGCCCAGGAGGCAGAGGUGGGGGCCCCCAGGACACCAGAGACAGAGGCUCGGGGUGCAGAGGCUGAGAUACGGGGGACCCAGAAGAUAGCUUCUGGGGAUUCAGGGGCCCUGGGAGUAGAAACUGCAGUAGCAGAAUCUGAGGUACUGGGGGCCCAGGAGGCAGAAGUCGGGGUCCCAGGAACAGAGGCCAGGGUGCUGGGGGCCGGGGUGUUGGAGAGCGAGGAAACAGAGGCUGGGGGUGCAGAAGCUGAGAUACGGGGGACCCAGGAGGUAGCCGCUGAAGGUUCGGGGGUCCCAGGGAGAGAAGAAGCUAGGAUGGCAGAGGCCGAGGUGUUGGGGGCCCAGGGCACAGCAUCUGGGGACCCAGGGGCUCUGAGGGUAGAAGCCGGGACGAGAGAAUCCGAGCAGGCGGUGGCGGGGGGCUCCCGGGGCCCCGGGACAGCAGGGGGCUGGGAGACAGAGGUGGGGGCUGCAGGGGCCCCAGGGCCAGAGGCUGGGAAGGCGGAGGAACCCAGGAGCCGGCAGACGGGACGCGCAGUUUCCGAGGCCGAGCCUCUGCGGGAAGAGACUGCGGCCGGGGGGACCCCUGGACACGAGGUGCAGAGAACGGCAGGGUCUCAGGCGGCAGCAGUCCCAGAGGGCGAGUCGCAGGUUCUGAGGGCCCCGGGGGCGGAGGCCGGCUCUGCAGAGAGCAAAUGUGUUUCUGAGGCCCAGGAAGCAGAGGCUGGGGUCUUGGGAACUGAGGAGGAGGCAGCGGAGGGAAGCCCCCCAGAGGCCGGCGGGGCAGGGGCUGCAGUGCCCGGGCCCUCGGGGGCCCCCUCCCCAGAGGAGCCGGAAGAGGACAGGAGGCUGCCGGGCAGCCAGGCACCGCCUGCCCUGGUCAGCUCCAGCCAGUCCCUGUUGGAGUGGUGCCAGGAAGUCACCGCCGGCUACCGCGGGGUCCGCGUCACCAACUUCACCACCUCCUGGCGGAACGGCUUGGCUUUCUGCGCCAUCCUGCACCACUUCCACCCGGACAAGAUCGACUACGCGGCCCUGGACCCGCUCAACAUCAAGCACAACAACAAACAGGCCUUCGAUGGCUUCGCGGCGCUGGGCGUGUCGCGGCUGCUGGAGCCGGCGGACAUGGUGCUGCUGUCGGUGCCAGACAAGCUCAUCGUCAUGACCUACCUGUGCCAGAUCCGCGCCUUCUGCACGGGUCAGGAGCUGCAGCUGGUGCAGCUGGAGGGCGGCGGCGGCGCGGGCACGUACCGCGUGGGCAGCGCGCCGCCGAGCCCGCCCGACGCCCUGGACGCGGGGGGCCUGGCGCAGCGGCUGCGGGAGUGCGGGGCCGAGGCGCCCAGGGAGCCCAAGGAGGCCGCGAACGGGGCCACUCCCGGGGCGGCCCCCAGGGCGGCAGACGCGGGCAGCACCUCCAGGGACGGCCUGGCCGCCGAGGCCGCCCGGGACGCGCGACCUGCGGAGGCCGCGACCGAUGGCCCCGGAGCCGGGGCGCCGGGCGGCGUGAGGCUGCGGCGGCCGUCCGUCUGCGGGGAGGCCGGGCCGGUGCCCCCGCCGCGCGCGCACGGCUCCUUCUCGCACGUGCGCGACGCCGACCUGCUGAAGAAGAGGCGCUCGCGGCUAAGGAACAGCAGUUCCUUCUCGGCGGAGGACCCGGACUCGGGGGCAGCGCCCGCGGAAGUCCUGAGCCCUGACCCCAGCACUGCCCCUAGCCCACCAGUAGCUCCAGCCCCGGCCCCAGCCCCCCAGCAGCCCCCUGGUGGGAGCCCCCCGCAGGAGGAGACACCCCCAAGCCCAGGGGAGGAGGCCGGGCUGCAAAGGUUCCAGGACACCAGUCAGUACGUGUGCGCAGAGCUGCAGGCCCUGGAGCAGGAGCAGAGGCAGAUAGACGGGCGGGCGGCCGAGGUGGAGACGCAGCUGAGGAGCCUCAUGGAGUCAGGUGCUGACAGGCUGCAGGAGGAGGUGCUGAUCCAGGAGUGGUUCACCCUGGUCAACAAGAAGAACGCGCUCAUCCGGCGGCAGGACCAGCUGCAGCUGCUCAUCGAAGAGCAGGACUUGGAGAGGAGGUUCGAGCUGCUGAGCCGGGAGCUGCGUGCCAUGCUGGCCACAGAAGACUGGCAGAAGACCGUGGCGCAGCAGCACCGGGAGCAGCUGCUGCUGGAGGAGCUGGUGUCGCUGGUGAACCAGCGCGACGAGCUGGUCCGGAACCUGGACCACAAGGAGCGGAUCGCCCUGGAGGAGGACGAGCGCCUGGAGCGCGGCCUGGAGCAGAGACGCCGCAAGCUGAGCCGCCAGCUGAGCCGGCGCGAACGCUGCGCGCUGAGCUGAGGCCGCCGGGGCGCCCCGCGGAGCCCCCGGCCGCCCGCGCCGCGCCGCGGAGACCCCAGCCUGCCCCGCGGAGACCCCCGGCCGCCCUAUUUAUUUGCCUGUCUUGAGUGUGUGCGUGCAUCGGCGCGGGACCCGCCGCGCGCCCGCGUCCGCUCCCCAGUCCUCGCGCGCCCCGCAGCCGGGCGGAAGAGCUGGGCGCGCGGGGAUGCGGGGCUGUGCGGGCUUCGCGGAGCCAGACGCCCGCGAGGCUGGACUCAGGAAGUCGCGUUUGUAAAGAAGUUGCGCCAGCACAGCCGA